Danio rerio (zebrafish) is the source of this 837-nucleotide messenger RNA. Its product is annotated as zgc:110716. Lineage: Eukaryota; Metazoa; Chordata; Actinopteri; Cypriniformes; Danionidae. The record is from RefSeq and is marked provisional.
ACUCUCCGCGGGAAUGAUCUGAUUUGAGGCUGCGGAGAGUCAGCGGUGCUCUGUGAAAGUCAUGGCCGCUCAGUGCGAACCAUUAAGCGGAUACUUACAGCAGUCUGACCCGGGCUCCAACAGCGAGCGCAGCACCGACUCCCCGCUGUCCGUGUCUGAGGAUGACUCCAGCGGACCCACGGCGCCUCCGGACCCCGAGUGGACCGAGGAGAGGUUCCGAGUGGACCGAAAAAAACUGGAGAUCAUGUUAUUAGCUGCCACAGAGGGGCCAGUCAAUGGAGGUGAGGACUUCUUUCAGAAGGUCAUGGUGGAGACAGAUACUCAGAUUGCAUGGCCUUCCAAACUAAAGAUUGGUGCCAAAUCAAAGAAAGGUAAGACCUGUUGUUCUUCAUCUGAGAUGGUAAUCUGUGUGUGAUGCUGUAUCUGCUGUGAGAUCUUUCUGUUGCUCACAAAGUUAUGUUUAUAUGCACUUUUAGUUUCUGUAACUUGUCAUAUGAACCUUAAAUUUUGCAAUCCAAUUACUAGAGUGCUGUAUUGAUAAUGAAAACUAGGCUGGAGAUCAAUUGGUUUAUUUACUUCAGUAAACAAGAUCCAAUGCAAUCUUACGGCAAUUCAUAACUUUUUGAUUUAGUGGCUAAUUCGUAUGAAUUCGUAUGAUCUAAUUCGUACAAUUUAGUACGAUUUGCUCUUCGCCCAAUGACGGUUGGGGUUAGGGGUGGGGUUGGGUGCCACGCUUCCUUUUUAAUUUUCUUUUUAAUUCCUCCUUUUUAUUUUAAUUUUAAAUUUUCGUGUGACUGAACUCAAAUUCGUACAAAUUCAUAUGAAUUAGCCACUAAA